AGAAAGAGAAGGAACGAGCGCGAACGCAUCAAAUUGGGACAAAAAAAAGGCUAGCAAAUCCCCGUCUAGGUUGAUCGCAAGGAACCGUCAACCUUAAUAUCUUUAUUAUCACCGUAAUUAGCGCAUUCGUGCGUGUUGCUGCUGCUGCUGUUUGUUCUGAUAGUGGAUUGCGCCAGAAACACCCUCCACGCAGCCACACACACGCUCACACAGACGCCACCUAGCUCUAUUGUGCAAUCUCAGGGUGCGCCAGAUGAUUUGCUGCGCGGUCAGGGUUAUUCUGUGGUGAGUCUGUGGUGCAAGUCCAUUCUCCCUCCGGCCCGGCAAAGGGAUGGCAAAGAGUAGAAAUUUUGUGUUCGUGCUCGUGUGGCUUUCGCUGCUGAUCAGUGCCGGCAUACACCUGUUCUCGAAGGGUUUCCUGCUGACCCGCGUGGCCCAGACGAAUGUUAGCAGCUGCAUCAAUUACGACCAGUACCGGUGCGAAAGUGAUGGCAAGAAUGGGUCCACUCAGAAGAGUGAAUGCAGCGGCGCGGAGAAAGUGUCCUCCAUCCUGCGGGAUGUCGAUGUUGCUGCCGGCAUCUGCUUUCCACCGAAGGCACGUGUUAUCCUGCUCGUAAUCGACGCACUGCGGUACGACUUUGGAUUGUACAAUCCGGAAAACACGCACCCGGCACCGUACGAAAACAAUCUGCCAAUUCUGGAGGAACUGUUGCGUAAGCAUCCUGAUCACAGCAGGCGCUUGAAGUUUGUGGCCGAUCCACCGACCACAACGAUGCAGCGAUUGAAAGGCAUCACGACCGGCAGUCUGCCCACGUUCAUCGACAUCGGAUCGAACUUUGCGUCGCCCGAAAUCAACGAGGACAAUCUGAUCGACCAGCUGGUACGGGCAAACCGGACCACGGUGUUCCUGGGUGAUAGUACCUGGACCGAGCUGUUCCCGAACCGGUUCACCCGCGAGUAUCCGCUGCCGAGCUUUAACAUUUACGAUCUCGAUACGGUGGAUAGUGCGAUCGAAAAGCAGCUGCCCCGCGAGAUGGGACGAUCCGAUUGGGAUCUGAUAGUGGCUCACUUUCUCGGUGUGGAUCACUGUGGACAUCGGUACGGUCCGUCGCACGAUGAGAUGCGCCGAAAGCUGCGGGAAAUGAACGAUGUCAUCCGGAACAUUACCGAGCGGAUGGCGGAUGGGACGACGCUGCUCGUGAUCGGUGACCAUGGGAUGACCAAGACGGGUGAUCAUGGUGGUGAGACGGAAGAUGAGGUCGAAUCCUUGCUGUUCGCGUACUCCAAAGGAAGUCCACUGCUGACCCGAGCGUACGAUGGACAUGCCGAUACGAUGCAACAGAUCGAUCUAGUGCCAACGCUAGCUGCCCUGUUCGGUGUACCAGUACCGUACUCUAACCUUGGCCAGAUCAUGUUCCAGCUGUUGCCCGACGCACGGGUCGAUUCGUUCCUUCGCUAUCAGCUAGCGCUCGUGCACCUAUGGCAAAACGCACGGCAGGUUCAAAACUACUUCCAACAGUACGGAGAACCUCGGCCAACCGAUGCGACGCCGGAUCCGGACCAAGAGCAGGAGCUGGACGACGAGGAAAACAUGUUCCUGAUGCUGACACAGCGCGUCAACAGCGUUUACACCGAGGCAGCCUUUCAAAGCUUCUCGGGCGAUUUGCGCCACUAUCUGAAGGGCAUACUCGAGGGUUACCGGCGCGUUUGGGUCAAGUUUGAUCCGCAGCUCAUUUCGCACGGCCUGCUCAUCACUUUUCUCGGCUGUUUUGCGAUGGCAAUUCUGAUCGUGAAUUCCACGCCCCAUCAGCUGUCCACCAUGUUUACGGAGGGGACCACCUCGUACGCCUUUUUGCUGGUGUUCUUUGCCGCCCAGACGGGGUACGCCUUUCACGAGCUGUUUGGGCUAAGCUCCGCCCAGCACGGUGUUAUCCUGUUCGGGUCCGUUGCCAGUAUCGGUCUGCUGGCACUGCUAGCGAUGCGCCACUGGGUAUCCAUCACGGAAAAUAUGGCCGCCUGGAAGCGGUCCGCCAACGUACUAACGCGUGCCUCGUUCGUGUUUACCACGUGCGUAUUUUUUGCCAACAGCUUCAUCGUACAAGAGCAGAAGAUUCUGUCCUACGUGCUGAUGGGCUUCUUCCUGACGACGCUCUACAAACUGCACCGCUUGGGUGGACGGUUCGCGCUGCCCCGUUUACGACUGACUGCCCUACGGAAGUCAACGCUAGCGAAACUGGUCGCGCUGACGCUCUUUGCGCUUGUGCUGAUACGCGUUUCCGAUGGAUACUUCCGGUGCCGCGAGGAGCAAGCCAACUGUACCGACCACCUGGUAAAAGCACCGACGGCAACCUCACCCACGGAAGGGCAGCGUAGAAGAGGAGCCACCGAUUCGGACAUUGACGUUGUGCCGUGUGUCGCCCUCGUGCUGUACAUCGUCUGCGCCCGGCUGUACUUGAGAGCGUGUGGAAAUCUAACCGGAACGAGCGUGAACGUCCUGCUGGCCCGGUACGGCCCAACCGUUGCGGUCGUUUGUACCUGCGCACACUUUACCGUGUCGAAGUCCAGUGUGCAGAGUGGAAUUCCGCAGCUGCACGUCGACGCACUGGCGUGGGUCGUUUACGGACUGUUGCUGGUGCAGAUCGGAGUAAUCGUCGGAACGCCGCUGCUCCUGUACGUGCUUCCGAAGCGGACCGACGUGCUGAACGUUCUGUACGGUGAGCGGGGUAACGUGGCACCGGAAAUCUACCGCCAGCUGAAGGAGACCUAUCGAGGACGUUCGGCCGACGAUGCGUCCUCCGAUAUACCGAUCGUAUGCGGACUGGGCACAGUAUACUCGUCCGUGUUUAUCUCCACCGGCACGCUGCUCACCGUGACGCUUGCCCUCCUGCUCGGAUCGCACGGCACGAUGGGAUUAAUAAUCGUGAAUAGUGUCGCCGUGGCGUACGGCAUAAUCGCCGCCAUUUUGCAGUACGAGCAAUCAUCCACCAGUCUGACCGCGUGCAUUCAACCCUCCUUCCCAACGCUGCUCACCUGGGUUAUUCUGCAGCAGUACGGAUUCUUUGCGACCGCACAUCAACCCACCCUAUCGCAGAUCGAUUGGAAUGCGGCCUUCGUCGGGCGGACGUAUCAUUUCGACGGUAGCAACAUCCUGUCCGCCGUUCUUGUGCUCCUGAACACAUUUUCCGUCACGUUUCUGCUGUCGGUACUGUUCCCGCUGCUUGUGUUCGUUCCGUUUUGUGUGUACACCAUGUGGCCCACGCUGGCUCAAAGGCCUGCCAUCACACCAAAGACCACCGCAUCGGUAGGCGCACCACCCGCUUCAUCCCAGCCCCAAGGACGGGGAGCAGCGAAAGCGGCCGAUUCCAGCAGCACGAUGCGUAAAAUUACUUCCGAAGGUGGAAGCGUCGAGUAUCGUAGCGUGACCGUGAGCAAGGCGGAAGAAUCGAGCGACGGAACGGUGGCCGAUUUCGAUAUUACCAAGGGCGAGCUGAAUCUGUACGAGAAUGAGAAGCUGUUCCUUGGGACCGUGUUCAAAACGGCUUGCCAGUUGAUACUGCUGCAAUCGUUGAGGAUAUUUUGUGCCAUGUUUGCCUGCACGCUGCACUGCCGCCAUCUGAUGGUGUGGAAGAUUUUUGCACCCCGGUUCAUCUACGAAGGUAUCGCCAGCUACGUCAUGUUUGUCGGGGUGACACUUGGCUUCCUGCUGCUGCUACGCGUCCAUCGGUCAGUCGGUGUGCUGAUAACGGCCAUCAACAAGCGCCGAUAGGUACGGCACAUUCUUCGGGUUCGGCGCUCACCGGUCAUUUAGCGAUAUAUGUUCUCCAAACCCCACCACCACCACCACCAUCAAAACCACCAACUCUAGUCUUGUGUUCAGUAUCUCAACCUUCCGACGAACGAAACGGUAUUGUGGAGCGUCCCUGAACGGGCGUUUUCAAAGUAGUAGACGAACGCGCGCUUUGAGGUGGUUGACUAACGUCUACUUUGUUAAAUAAGUUUUUUGUUUUGUUUUUGUAGUGAUUAUUGUGACGACUAGUUUCGCGGGAGGCUUAAUGAGUUUGAGAUAGAAUGUGAACAGUUUACGCCUUUUUCUCACGAGCUGCAGGAUAUUGCCUAAACAAUUUUUCGUUAAAUUAUGCAUUUGCACAAAUAAAACUGACAAAAAUUAAAUACUUC
This is a messenger RNA of Anopheles stephensi (Asian malaria mosquito), 4176 nucleotides long. RefSeq names its product GPI ethanolamine phosphate transferase 3 (gene PIG-O). NCBI's taxonomy places the organism in Eukaryota, Metazoa, Arthropoda, Insecta, Diptera, Culicidae. Gene Ontology annotation, cellular component: endoplasmic reticulum membrane. Gene Ontology annotation, molecular function: mannose-ethanolamine phosphotransferase activity. Gene Ontology annotation, biological process: GPI anchor biosynthetic process. The transcript has 3 exons. Bases 332 to 3766 code for a protein of 1144 amino acids. The record is from RefSeq and is a predicted model, not a curated record.